Molecule: messenger RNA, 1360 nt
Organism: Striga asiatica
Lineage: Eukaryota; Viridiplantae; Streptophyta; Magnoliopsida; Lamiales; Orobanchaceae
Source: the annotation of a GenBank genome assembly
AAAACAAAAAACAAAAAACAAAACUUGUUUUCAGAGUUUCGCCCUUUCCUUUUCAAGCAGAGCUGAAGCUGCUGAGCUGUUUUGGCCUUUUUUCUUUUUUAAAUCUGAGCUUCCUUUCUCUUUUCCUAUUACUUUCUUGUUGAAUUCUGUUUUCCGGUUGAGAGUAUGUUGAGGUCAGAGAGAAUUAGGAAUUUGAAUGGUUUGAAAUCGGCGUUUGUAGAUUCCAACAAAACCGAUAACAGUAGCAGCGGCGAUGAAGAAUCUGAAGCCUUUUUCUCGGCACUUAUGGAUCUGAAUCUGCCGGACGGCCGUCCUCUAUCAUAUCAGACAGCUGUCACCGGCGGCGGCGGCUCUAUCGUCGGCUCUUAUUCAGUCAAUGCUAAUUCCACUUUUUUUACUACCUCAGCUCUUGUUAGGCAAACCAGCUCCCCUGCUGGAUUUAAUAUAAUGGGAGAAGGAGGAAAGCACAAAGUCGAGAGUGAGGCACAUGAAGGCAUGAGCACCCACUUGAACUUCUCCUCACCAAACAUGCAUGCAAACCAAAACAUGGCAAUGCAUAAUCUCGAAAAUGGCCACUUCAUAAAUGCUAAUAAUAAUUCAAUCGGCCGAGAAUUUGGGGGUGCUUUCUCACAUGACUCGUGGAAUGAUUCCUCUUUCGGCAAUAGCUUGAAAAGGAAUCGAGACGGUAAAAUGAGGGUGUUUUCGGAUUUCAAUGGCUUCGAUAAUCGGAAUACUGAGGAAAGUAGCAAAAGCUCAUCUGGAUUAGUUCACCAUUUGAGCUUGCGGAAAUCAGCAGAAGCUGAAAACCUUUUGAAAUUUCAACCCGAGACAGUGCCUUGUCAAGUUCGUGCCAAAAGAGGUUGCGCCACUCAUCCGAGAAGUAUAGCCGAAAGGAUGAGGCGGACUAGGAUUAGUGAAAAGAUGAAGAAGCUGCAAGAUCUUUUUCCAAAUAUGGACAAGCAAACAAGCACAGCUGACAUGUUGGACUUGGCCGUUGCGUACAUUAAAGACCUCCAGAAUCAAGUCCAGACGCUGACGGACAAGAAGGCAAAGUGCAUUUGUUCAAGUAAACCUCAUAAAGAGUAGUCCUUACUGGAAAGGGUGCUGUGCUGAAUGCUUGCUUGCACCAAAAGUCAACUCUUAUCUGCACAUUUGGAGAAGAAGUUGGAAUGUAGGCUUGUUUGUUGUUUGACAAUGUUGGCAAGAUCUCUAGUAAGGGUGUAAUUCGUUAAUUUAGAUUUUUAGUGUACGGAUUAGGUUGGUUGGAUUAUUUUGUAGUUUUAUGAAUAAUUUGUGAAUAAUGCUUUAGCUUGGUGUAGCUGAUGGUGAUUUUAGAUAGAGGGAGCGUUCGGCAAAAUUU